Molecule: messenger RNA, 579 nt
Organism: Ictidomys tridecemlineatus (thirteen-lined ground squirrel)
Lineage: Eukaryota; Metazoa; Chordata; Mammalia; Rodentia; Sciuridae
Source: RefSeq, a predicted model, not a curated record
AUGCACCAGUUAGGAGUUUUCUGGUUUCUUUUCAAAGUUUUUCUCCUAAACUCUGUCCAAGGGCUUUUGCAGUUAUCAAGGCUAAGACCCUCCCCCUCGAUUUCGCAAUUCGGCCCUUUCCCACACACCAAAGCCCGCGCCGCGUCAGGAGUCUUUUUCACCCCCGCUAUCGAAGGCGGGGACUCGGGUGGUGUUGGCAGCCAGCUAACACAGGGGCGAAGCGGCGGCGGGCCGCGCCUCCCAGUCCCGCAUCCGGCGCGGUGGGUGUGCCCGCAGGGUGUGCACCCCGAGUCCUGGCCGAUCUCCCCGGCCAGAGGGCGCCUGGAGGCUGUGCGCGCCCCGGACAACCAGGGUGCGCCAGAGCGGGGUGCGCGCCCGGGACGCGGACCUGCACCCAGAGGCUGCGUGCGCCCCGAAGCCAGGGUGGGCGCCCCGCCGCGGGGCCCCAGGCACAGUGAGUCGCCUCCCACCGUACUUCCGCGGCUAGCCAAGAACUCUCCAGGAAUCUUACAGACUGAGCGAAUGAAGAGUGCCUGAGAGGCGGAGAGUCACAUUCCCUAAGAUGGAGAAGACAGAUGG